AUGCAGCCACCAGAUGAUGCCUCACGCGGCGGCGGAAUAAAGCCGCGGCCCAUAUGGAAGACGGUCUUCAAAGAUGCCGUUCCUCUACGCUCGAAUCGCGGAAUUCAGCAGUUCGAUGAGGAUGAGACUACUCGCAGGGAAAUGACGCUACAGUAUUACAAUGCGCGAAAUGUCAACAUUGCAACCGGAAAUUAA
Messenger RNA from Pseudocercospora fijiensis CIRAD86, 195 nucleotides. RefSeq lists its product as uncharacterized. The transcript has 5 exons. The record is from RefSeq and is a predicted model, not a curated record. NCBI's taxonomy places the organism in Eukaryota, Fungi, Ascomycota, Dothideomycetes, Mycosphaerellales, Mycosphaerellaceae. The coding region runs from base 1 to 195 and encodes 64 amino acids.